AUGCGGCAGUGCUUCGCAGGGCUGUGGAGUUUGGAGGAGGAAGGAGGGGCAGCGGAAGGGGGAGGCGAUGAUGGGGCAGCACGGAACGCAAUCAUUGCAAAGGCGAUCCAAGAGCCAUCAGAGUUUGUGCUGAAGCCGCAAAGAGAGGGAGGAGGGGACCUGCAGAUAGAGAGGGACCUGCAGAUAGAGAGGGACCUGCAGAUAGAGAGGGACCUGCAGAUGGAGAGGGACCUGCAGAUAGAGAGGGACCUGCAGAUAGAGAGGGACCUGCAGAUGGAGAGGGACCUGCAGAUGGAGAGGGACCUGCAGAUAGAGAGGGACCUGCAGAUGGAGAGGGACCUGCAGAUGGAGAGGGACCUGCAGAUGGAGAGGGACCUGCAGAUGGAGAGGGACCUGCAGAUAGAGAGGGACCUGCAGAUGGAGAGGGACCUGCAGAUGGAGAGGGACCUGCAGAUGGAGAGGGACCUGCAGAUGGAGAGGGACCUGCAGAUGGAGAGGGACCUGCAGAUGGAGAGGGACCUGCAGAUGGAGAGGGACCUGCAGAUAGAGAGGGACCUGCAGAUAGAGAGGGACCUGCAGAUAGAGAGGGACCUGCAGAUGGAGAGGGACCUGCAGAUAGAGAGGGACCUGCAGAUAGAGAGGGACCUGCAGAUGGAGAGGGACCUGCAGAUGGAGAGGGACCUGCAGAUGGAGAGGGACCUGCAGAUAGAGAGGGACCUGCAGAUAGAGAGGGACCUGCAGAUGGAGAGGGACCUGCAGAUAGAGAGGGACCUGCAGAUGGAGAGGGACCUGCAGAUGGAGAGGGACCUGCAGAUAGAGAGGGACCUGCAGAUAGAGAGGGACCUGCAGAUAGAGAGGGACCUGCAGAUGGAGAGGGACCUGCAGAUAGAGAGGGACCUGCAGAUGGAGAGGGACCUGCAGAUGGAGAGGGACCUGCAGAUGGAGAGGGACCUGCAGAUGGAGAGGGACCUGCAGAUAGAGAGGGACCUGCAGAUGGAGAGGGACCUGCAGAUGGAGAGGGACCUGCAGAUAGAGAGGGACCUGCAGAUAGAGAGGGACCUGCAGAUAGAGAGGGACCUGCAGAUGGAGAGGGACCUGCAGAUAGAGAGGGACCUGCAGAUGGAGAGGGACCUGCAGAUGGAGAGGGACCUGCAGAUGGAGAGGGACCUGCAGAUAGAGAGGGACCUGCAGAUGGAGAGGGACCUGCAGAUGGAGAGGGACCUGCAGAUAGAGAGGGACCUGCAGAUAGAGAGGGACCUGCAGAUAGAGAGGGACCUGCAGAUAGAGAGGGACCUGCAGAUGGAGAGGGACCUGCAGAUAGAGAGGGACCUGCAGAUGGAGAGGGACCUGCAGAUGGAGAGGGACCUGCAGAUGGAGAGGGACCUGCAGAUGGAGAGGGACCUGCAGAUGGAGAGGGACCUGCAGAUGGAGAGGGACCUGCAGAUGGAGAGGGACCUGCAGAUGGAGAGGGACCUGCAGAUGGAGAGGGACCUGCAGAUGGAGAGGGACCUGCAGAUGGAGAGGGACCUGCAGAUGGAGAGGGACCUGCAGAUAGAGAGGGACCUGCAGAUGGAGAGGGACCUGCAGAUAGAGAGGGACCUGCAGAUAGAGAGGGACCUGCAGAUGGAGAGGGACCUGCAGAUGGAGAGGGACCUGCAGAUGGAGAGGGACCUGCAGAUAGAGAGGGACCUGCAGAUGGAGAGGGACCUGCAGAUGGAGAGGGACCUGCAGAUAGAGAGGGACCUGCAGAUAGAGAGGGACCUGCAGAUGGAGAGGGACCUGCAGAUGGAGAGGGACCUGCAGAUGGAGAGGGACCUGCAGAUGGAGAGGGACCUGCAGAUGGAGAGGGACCUGCAGAUGGAGAGGGACCUGCAGAUGGAGAGGGACCUGCAGAUGGAGAGGGACCUGCAGAUGGAGAGGGACCUGCAGAUAGAGAGGGACCUGCAGAUAGAGAGGGACCUGCAGAUAGAGAGGGACCUGCAGAUAGAGAGGGACCUGCAGAUGGAGAGGGACCUGCAGAUAGAGAGGGACCUGCAGAUGGAGAGGGACCUGCAGAUGGAGAGGGACCUGCAGAUGGAGAGGGACCUGCAGAUGGAGAGGGACCUGCAGAUGGAGAGGGACCUGCAGAUGGAGAGGGACCUGCAGAUGGAGAGGGACCUGCAGAUGGAGAGGGACCUGCAGAUGGAGAGGGACCUGCAGAUGGAGAGGGACCUGCAGAUGGAGAGGGACCUGCAGAUGGAGAGGGACCUGCAGAUAGAGAGGGACCUGCAGAUAGAGAGGGACCUGCAGAUGGAGAGGGACCUGCAGAUAGAGAGGGACCUGCAGAUAGAGAGGGACCUGCAGAUGGAGAGGGACCUGCAGAUGGAGAGGGACCUGCAGAUGGAGAGGGACCUGCAGAUGGAGAGGGACCUGCAGAUGGAGAGGGACCUGCAGAUGGAGAGGGACCUGCAGAUGGAGAGGGACCUGCAGAUGGAGAGGGACCUGCAGAUGGAGAGGGACCUGCAGAUGGAGAGGGACCUGAUGCUGAUGCGCUGA
Molecule: messenger RNA, 2535 nt
Organism: Closterium sp. Naga37s-1
Lineage: Eukaryota; Viridiplantae; Streptophyta; Zygnematophyceae; Desmidiales; Closteriaceae
Source: the annotation of a GenBank genome assembly